UCUCGACAGAACAGGAAGAGAUGUUAACUGGCCGCCUGCCAGGUAAAUAUUCCAGAGAGGAUGCUAGCUAUGCCCAUGUCUGACACGACAAAAGGAAAGCAACUCCUGAAUAACUGGAGCAAAGAUGAAACCACAUGCUUUAUCGGGGACAUUAAGUUUUAGGUAUCAGACUGAGAUCCUGUAGCCAUGGAUGGGCAUUCUCCCAAAAACAAUGAAAGCACUUUUCCCAGCUUCGUGGACCUGGAUGACUUUCUUACCAAGCACAACUCGAACUUCAUCUGGCUCCUUGUCGCCACCAUUCUGUCCUGUGGAUGGAUCAUCUAUUUAACUUAUUACAACUCCCGCAACAUUGGCCUCAUCCUCACCCUCAUCAUCAACAGACUGUACAAAGAUGGCUACAUUCAUAUUGGCUCGUUCUCCUUCUCUGUGCUGUCAGGUAAAGUCAUGUUCAGAGAUGUCUACUACAUCAACCAAGACAUGUCUAUCAGGAUACAGGAUGGCUUCCUCAUAUUUCGUUGGUGGAAAAUGUAUAACCCAAAACAGAAACAGCAUGACCCCAAGGCAGAGACCAGGCUUUACAUGACAGUCAACGGCUUUGAGUUUCACGUCUACAACCGCACCGACCUCUACGCCCGACUGCAGGAGACCUUCGGACUGGACCCCACACUCAUAACACCCAAAAAAGAUGACGAGAAGGGACGAGAGGACAGAAACGAGACACUAGAAAGUGUGAACAUCAAAGCAGAGAGUCCAGACCACACGUCAUCUUGGCGCUCCCUCAUUCCUGUCAUCAAAGUAAACAUCAGCACUGGUCGUUUGGCAUUUGGGAACCACCACCUCCCCCAAACUCUGUGUGUGAACUUUGAGGAUGCCUUCCUGACGUACACCACCAAGCCUCCAUCCAGCCACCUGGACCAGUACAUGCACAUUGUCAAAGGCUCGCUGGAGAAUGUGCGUGUCAUGUUGGUUCCUAGUCCACGCUACCUUGGCAUGCAGAAUGAUGAACCUCCCAGACUGAUGGGAGAAGGCUUUGUGGUCAUGCAGUCCAACGAUGUUGACAUCUACUAUUACCAGGAUGAACCCGGGCUGGUGCCUGUGGAGCAGGAGGAUGGGGAGGAGGCAGAGACGUGCAGUGAGGACGAUAAGCUUCAGGACCUGCCUCCAUGUUGGGGUCUCGACAUUGUCUGUGGAAAAGGAACCGACUUCAACUACGGCCCUUGGGCAGAUCGUCAGAGGGACUGUCUGUGGAAGUUCUUCCUGCCAGCAGACUACCAGGCCAUGAAAGUGACCGAGGUUGCCCAGCCAGGAAAACCCAGGCAGAUCCAAGCCUUUGAGCUCCGCAUGAACAUCAUUGCUGACGCCACCAUCGAUCUGCUUUUUACCAAAAACAGGGAAACCAAUGCCAUCCAUGUGAAUGUAGGUGCUGGCUCUUACCUGGAAGUCAACAUCCCCAUGACUGUAGGAGAGAACGGCUACUCUCCUACCAUCAAAGGCCAGUUGCUUCAUGUGGACACCACCAGCAGCAUGCAGUAUAGGACUCUUCUGGAGGCUGAGAUGCUGGCUUUUCAUGUCAUAGCCAGCUACCCUCGGGUGUGGAACAUGCCUCAGUCAUGGCAGUGUGAGAUUGAGGUGUACAAGGCCACCUACCACUUCAUCUACGCCCAGAAAAACUUCUUCACCGAUUUGAUCCAGGACUGGGCGAGUGACAGUGCACCAGACAUCUACUCCUUUGUGCCCUAUUCCUGGAAGUUCAAGAUCCUUUUCCACCAGUUUGAGAUGAUUUGGGCGGCAAACCAGCACAACUGGGUUGAUUGUUCUACCAAGCAGCAGGAGAAUGUGUACCUUGCAGCAUGCGGCGAGACGCUCACUAUAGAGUUCACUUUGCCUUUCAAUGAGUUUGUUCCAACCACCUGCCAUACCCGCUUCAGCUUGAACGCAGAGGAUACAGAUAUGCGGUUGUCCCUGCCAGAGUGCCACCCAAGCCGAUACCCCCUCCUCACCCUGGCCAAAGACUACCAGAACGUCAAGCUCCCCCCAGACAUGUUCAUGCCAGGGGAAAACCAAAGUGCACCCCCUCCCAAACCCACCAAGUCCCGCUGGAGGAACAUCACCCAUGCAGAAGCUGGCUGGGUGGAUUGCUGGAGUGUACCCAACUUCUUGCUCAUCAUUGACUACACCUGGCACCCCAUUUAUCCCCAGAGAGCUGAUGAACAACUCAAACAGUCGCUGUCUGAGAUGGAGGAAUCCAUUCUGUCAGCUCUGCGUCCCCCAGAGCACACCUCGAUCCACCACAACGCCCCACCCCGCUACACCUCCACUUCCACUUCAGCUGCCCACAGCCGCAUGCCCGCUGACCCCACAGAGCUCCCCCCUGACAGACUUCAUGUGGAGAUGGAUGUGUCCCCAAAUUCUCAAAUCAUCCUCUAUGGGCCUUUGCUCCGAGCACUGAUCUCCAUCAAGGAAAACUAUUUUGGUGAGGACGACAUGUACACAGACUUUGAGGAGGCAGUUUCCAGUCCCGUGCUGUCCACCUCCACCUCCUCGGGUCUUGGUUGGUCUCCUCUGGGGAUGGAGGACAGUGGUCAUAAGGAAAACUCAAACAUCCACCCCUUGGACCUGCGUCCCUGGGACAUCACCGUGCUCAUCAACCUCUACAAAGUCCACGGGCGACUGCCAAUGCACUGCAGCAGUGAGGGUCCCGAAGGUCCAUCCGGCUUUUUGGAGCGUCUGUGUUUUGAGAUGAAGAAGGGUUACAAGGAAACAAUGCUUCAGCUGCUCCUGUCUCCCAUUCACAUCUUCAUCAGUGACAACUACCAGCGUCCCACAGCGGACGGGGUGUUGAGGGACGGACACCUGAGUCUGUCUGGCCUGCAGAUGAGGGCCCAUGCUAUGUUCUCCGCUCAGGGCCUCCCAGUGGGCACUGACACGUUGGAGUACGCCUGGCUCAUUGACAUGCAGGCUGGGGGGCUCACCGGCAGGGUCACUCUUCCACAGGUGGCCAGUAUGAUAGAGUGGGGUGAGAACUUCCUUUUCCAUGGGGUUUCCCGAGAGUUCCAGCUAGAACAACCCAAGCCCUCUGUCAUCUGCCAGCAUGGCCUUGACCGUCGCAUCUGCGAUGCCAAGGUACAAACAGGCAGUAAAACAACUAACAUUCGCGUAGCCAACUGCAACCUGCAUAACCAGGCAGUGGGAGAAGGCAUCAGCGCUGUGGUGCAGGACGUAAACAUCCGGCAGUACAUUGAGCAGCAGCAGCACAGCGAGGCGACAAGGCUGCAGCCGGCCGGACAGGGUCAAGGUCCGGGUCAGCCGCUGGGUCUCGGUCAGCCCCCUUUGCUGCGACGCUCUGUCUGGCUGGAGGCGGGUUCAGUCAACCUGAACCUCAUCACAGCAGACAUUGCCCUGGCCGCUGACCACCCAGCCAAAUGUGAAGUCCAGAGGCAUUUUCUGGAGCAACACGAUGCACAGAGCAAAAGACUCUGGUUCCUUUGGCCAGAAGAGGCUGGCAUUCGCAACAAGCGCGGCAGGAACCGCUGCGGCUGCCUCGGAGGCUGCAGGUUCUUUGGAGGUACCAACAUGGGCCUGGACUUCUUCAAGCUUGAGGAGCUCACACCUUCAUCCUCGUCUGCGUUCUCUUCUUCCUGCACAGAGGCAGACAUGUCUUAUGGCCAGUCUUUGCUACAGCCAGGGGAGUGGAUUAUUACCAAGGAAACGCCCAAAGUGGAUGGGAGAGUUGUCGGACUGAAGACGGGCACACACUCGCCCUGCCUGCCUCCUGAGCUGCCUGUGAGACGUGGUCAGCACCUCCUUAGUCUCCAGGUGCCCCAACGCUCUCACAGCUCCGCCUCUUCCUCUGAAGAAAAUAGUUGCUCUAGUGCCGCGUUGCCCCUGCUGGCAGGAGAGAGAGACUCUCCCUCGCCAAGCACAGAGGAACGCAUGUUCCCCGUGAACGGCAAAAGCCCCGCUGACACCCUAGGGGAGGUUCCAGAGGUUUCGCCGGUCUCACCCAACAGCUCCCAGGGGCGCUCCUCAGUGCGCUCACCCCUUUGCUCUCCUCUCAAGCGCCAGUCCUCCGUACACUCAGGUCGACUGGGCAGCACCAAGAGCCUGUCAGCUGCCGUCUUCGCCGACAAGCCUCCACCAGUCCUGUCUGGAGGCGUCCAGUUCAGCAGCGAGGUUUCCCGCAGCGAUGAGAACGUCCUGGAUUCGCCACGCCAGCGUAGGAGCUACGGCUCAUUUCCCUUCACGCCUUCAGCGGACUCCAACACCUUCCACCAGUACCGCUCUGCCGACUCCAGCAUGUCUGUGGCCGACAGCGAGGCUUACUUCUCUGCUGCCGAGGACUUUGAGCCAAUAAGCAGUGCUGAUGAGGGUCCAGGAACGUACCCCGGUCGCAAGAAGAAGAGGAGGCAGCAGAUGCAGCAGCCGCAGCAGCCCCCGUAUCACAUGGAAAACUACAGCCGGAGUUCCAUCUACCACAGUGUUGAGGGACCCCUCACCUAUGUUCUUAAUGGUGAGCUGAUCACUGAGCCACGUCCCCUGCCCAUGCCCCCAAUGCUGCCCCCACUGCCACCCCAGCCCUUGCCCAGCCACACAUCCCAGGCCUCCUUCGUCUCAGCCCUGGUAAUGGAAGAAGAGAGCUCAGUGGAGGCAGAGAAGACGGCUGAACCUGGCCCCGUGACCCGCCAGCCACACGUCAUGGCGUGCUAUCAGAGCUACUUAGCCCACUACCAGGUCUCAAAUUGGUCUGUCAAGCAGCCCACCAAUAAGAGGACCUCCAAGUCUUCUCUGCACCGCCCCUUAGAUUUGGACACACCCACCAGUGAGGAGAGUGCUGCUUCUUUCGACCAGCUCUCUGUUCCCAGCUUUAAGGUGAUGAAGCAGGGCCUAUCAGCCAGCUCUCUAUUUGACAGAGGACUUCAGCUGAUGGGAGAGAACAACAGUACACCAUACACCCCACUUGAUAAGAGGGCCAUGGAGAACACAGAUGAGGACACAACGACAGAUGACUGGACUCUGGAGCAGCCCUUAGCUCAGACCAGGACCACUGCCAUCGUGGAGGUGAAGGGAGCAGUCAAUGUGGUGCUCACACCCCUUGUGGCUGAAUCCCUGGACAGGUACAUUGAAUCCAUGGUCCACUUCGCCAGUAUUCGUCAUCCUGCAGCCAUUCUGGAUGACCUGCAUGGGAAAGUCCUCAAUGAAGCCUAUCAGAUCAGCAAGUCCACAGUCACGGAGUCCAGCCAAACAGGCAAGCAAGAGCACAAGCUGUCAAAGACCGAGGGCACAACCCCUGGCUCCCUCAACAUCACCCCUGGCCAGACGAACCUGUCCGUCAAACCUGAUAAUGUGAAAAUCAAGGGCCUCCAAGCCAAUGUCUCCAUCCCCAAAGUGAACCUUUGCCUCCUGCAGGCUUCUGUAGAGGAGGGGUCACCGUCAUGCUCCAAUAAGUGUGUCACACAUGUGUCUCUGGUGGCGCUGUGCUUUGACAGGAUUGCCACCCAGUUCAGAAUGAACAGGGGUAUUGUAGAGGAGACACCCAACACCACGGAACAUGGCCGACCAUCAGUCAUGUUGGAGAAGUACGCCUCAGCCACCAAGAUGCAGCCUCAGUCUUCGGGCUCGCUGCGCUCCAACGCCGGCAUCGAGAAAGGAAAAGAGAUCGCCGCCAGGUUGAAUGUUCACCGUAUUCACAGCCAGCUGCGAGGCCUCGACUCCACAGACAUUGGCACAUGUGCAAUCACAGCAAUCCCGUUUGAAAAGUCCAAAGUGCUGUUUGGCCUGGAGGAAAUGGAGGAGUUUUCAAUGGUGGAUGAAACCGAAGCCCAGGCCACAGCAGGCGAUCUUGGCCGCUCCGCAACAUCUCUUGAGAAAUGGGGCUGGAUUAUGUUUGAAUGUGGCAUCGAGAACCUCACUGUCAAAGGGGGCCGCCAGUCAGGAGCCAUUCUUUACAAUUCAUUUGGUGUGAUGGGACGCUCAGACACUGGGGGGAAGACGGGUAUGUCUAAGUGCAAUGGUUCAACAGGCUCUCAGACCGGCAGUGGUUACAGCACCGACGUCUCUGAUGACAACCUGCCACAUGAUGCUAUCAGCCCGGCCUCUGAUGCCAAUGAUAACUCGGACUCAGACGACCAGGAUGAAGGAGUGGAGUCGGACGACCUGAAGAAAGACCUGCCCCUCAUGCCCCCGCCACCGGAUUCCAGCAGCAUGAAGCUGACCAUAAGGGAGAUCUGGUUCAGUUUUGCUGCUCCCACAAAUGUGCGUUCACCUUCACAGGCCAUCUCCAGGCAGUUGAAUCUGCUCAGCACAGCCACCCCUGCCAUUGGAGCCUGGUUGGUUCCCAUUGACCAGCUGAAAUCUUCUCUACGCAAGCUGGACAUGGAGGGCACACUGCGCGUGUGCGCUGUUAUGGGCUGCAUCAUGACCGAAGCUCUUGAGAAAAAGAGCAUCCACAUCCCCAUCCGGAGCAAGUAUAACCGUGUGACUAAAAGAGCUCGCUACCUGCACGAGAAUCCCUCCUGUAUGCUUUGCAACAUCCUUCACCGCUACCUGCAGCAGGCUGACUACUCUGUCAUUGAGGAGGCUACCAUGAAUGAUGGUGUUCCAGCCCUUGUGACUCUAAAAAAGGGUCUGGUUGCUUUGGCCAGACAAUGGAUGAAAUUUAUCGUGGUCACUCAGGGCUUCAAAGCAAUUGGUCUGAUGAGGCCCAAUCAGCUUGUCAAACCCAAGGAGCCUCAGCAGAGCCUGGGCGAGACCAUCUUGGGCUUGGACAACGGUGCUGUGCUGCAAAGUGACACCAGCGCCGAUGGAGCUGAAUUUGAAUUUGACGCAGCCACAGUGAGUGAACACACCAUGUUGCUGGAGGGAGCAAGCAGUCGUCCCCCACCAAAAGAAGCAAACUCUGGUCCUGUCAGCGGAGUGGAGAUCAUGAGGAAACUGUCCAAGUCCCAUACACACAACGAGUCUGCACUUAGGAUAAAGGGCUCCCAUCCAUACCAGUCGCUAAGCUACACCAGCGGUGACACAGCAGCUGACUCACCAGCCCAUGUGAGCCGUGUUGGCCUGCCUGCUAAGGACAGCCCCAGGAAGGAGAGCCUCCUGAGUAAUCUGACAGGCAGCUUUCGGAGUCUGCACAAUCUGCUCGAGGGCAUGCCUCAGAGGAACGAACCGUCUGCCGCUGCCGCAGCCAAGAGCAGCUCCCUCACUCGCACAGGAAACAGUUUAGGGACAGACAUGCUGACCGAGCACCCACUGCUGUCAGAGCCCUCCUCCGUCAGCUUUUACAACUGGAUGUCCAAUGCUGUUGGAAACAGGACGGGGGCUGUCACCCAGGACACCCCAGUUAAUCGCUCCCAGCACAACAGCCUGCAGACAGGUGGGGUGUGUAACCUGCCUACAAUCCCCUCAGCAUCAGACUUCAACACAGUGCUGUCCAGUGACCAGAACACCCUGGAUGGGACCCACUCUCAGCACUCCCAGCACAGCACCAGCCAGGACGAAAUGGCCGACAUUGAAGAGGGCAACCAGUGCCCAGCUGCUGUUCAACUGGCUGAUGCUCAGGUUGUUUUCAAGCCUUUGCUGAACUACACAGGCAUCCAGGCCCAAGACGCCACUCCUCUUAGUUACAAGAUGUAUUUUGGAGAGCACCUGUCUUUUUCUGGCAACCUUGAGUGUCUCAGAGCAGACAUUGUGGACUCUGACACCUCCAAAGAGCGGAAAAACAAAAGAUCCAGGAGGCAAGGCAUGGUGAACCUUCCUCCGCUGGAGUUCAAGCCAGCGCUGCUGAUUGAGACGUUCAGUCUGAAUGCGGUGGUGAUGGAGAAAUCUGCCAGCGCUCCGCAGGGCCCCACUGCCGCGCCGCUGUCCUUCCACGACCUCAACCGCCGCCACUACAACACAUUCCACUGUGAUUUCACCACAGCCUGUCAGGCCAUCAGCCAGCGGGUCGACAUGGCCCUGGUGCGCCUCAUCCACCAGUUCAGCACCAUGAUUGACGACAUCAAGGCCACGCAGACCGAUAUCAAGCUGAGCCGCUACACUGCCGGCUCUGCCUCCCCGACGCCCACCUUCAAGGCCCGGCCAUACCGCCACUUCAGGUCCUCUGACUUCAGCCGCAGCUCCCGCGGCAGCCUCAACGGGGCGGGGCGCAGCGGAACCCAAACACUGAAGAGCAAGAGAGGGGUUGUUGGAGGAGGAGCAGGCGUUGCUGGGGGUUUACCACCUAAUGGGCCUCCAUCAGGCAUGGACACGCUGGGGAGAAGGGAGCCACGAGGACGAAGCUCCCUCGGACGUUCAGAGCGACGCACCUCGAAGGUGUCGAGAAAGGGCUCCCGUGACGUGGCUGACCACAUGGCCAUCCAGAUGGACGACUCCGACUCCAUCACCGUGUCAGAGCAGAGCGAGCCGUCAGCAGAAUGUUGGCAGAACAUGUACAAGCUGCUCAACUUCUACUCCCUCAUCUCCGAUCCCACCGGCAUCCUAGAGAAAAGCUCCCCAGAGAACUGCCUUUCAGAAGGUGGCCGUCGGCCCUCAGAGCCGUUCUGUAAAGUGAUCUUUGAGAACGAGCAGCAGGAACCCAACACGCCCAACAAGCCCCCUGGCGCAGGUGGGCGGCGGCGUAGCCUGGUGAGCUCCGAGCCCCAGCAUGUCACACUCAUAGUGUUCGGCAUCGGUAUGGUGAACCGCACCCACCUGGAGGCUGACAUCGGCGGGCUGACCAUGGAGGCAGAGCUGAAGAAGAUCCAUGGGAGUUUCACUCUUAAGGAGAAGAUGAAAGAUAUUCUGCACCAGAAAAUGACUGAGACGUGUGCAUCGGCUCACAUAGGAGGGGUAAACAUUGUUCUGCUGGAAGGCAUAACUCCUGACAUCCAACUGGAGGAUUUCCCAACAUCUCCCACCAGCACAGCUAAACAAGAGUUUCUAACGGUGGUCAAAUGUAACAUUGCCAAGUCCCAGGCCUUGUACAGUGCCCAGCGAGGAUUGAAGACCAACAACGCAGCUGUCUUCAAAGUGGGGGCCAUCAUGAUCAAUAUCCCCCAGCACCCGGCUACUUUGCACAGCAUGAUGGUCCGCAGCUCCCACCAGCUCUCCAAACAAAUCUCUGACCUCAUUCGCCAGCCCUCCAAUAUUCAACCUCCUAAUAGGGAGGACACACCUACCCCGCAACCCUCUGAAAAAGCAUCCAGCAUCAAUCAGACCCCCAUAGAAGCCAACGAGUUCCCUCAGCUCCCCGAAGGCCUGGAGAAGAAGCCCAUCGUCCUCAAGUUCAGCGCCAUGAUGGAUGGCAUCACCAUCGGGGCUGCCCUGCUGCCCUCACUUAAAGCAGAGUACAAAAUGGGUCGCAUGAAGAGCCAUGGCAUGACAGGGGCACAAACCAGUUUCACCUUUGAGUUGCCAAGCCACAAGCUUUGCUUCCAGUCCAAAGUGUCCCCAGUGGACAUGUCCACCAUGCCGCCAUCAGCCAGCCUCACCUUGCCUCCAGUCACCAUGUCAGGAGAGUACAUCAUGGAGGACCACGAGAGCCACUCAGACCAGGGCUGGGCACCUGACGACUUCCCUGCAAAGCAAGGAAACUACCUCCAAGGCAACUACCUGCGCUGUGUAGCCGAGAUUGGUUCAUUUGAGCACAACCUGACCACAGACCUGCUCAACCACCUGGUCUUCCUGCAGAAGGUUUUCAUGAAGGAAGUCAACGAGGUCAUUCAGAAGGUCUCAGGAGGAGAACAACCCAUCCCACUGUGGAAUGAGUAUGACACCUCAACAGAUGCAGACAAGCCAAAAAUCCUGCUUUAUUCUCUCAGCCUCAUGUUCAAGGGAAUCCAGAUGACCGCCACCACUCCUUCUAUGCGAGCUGUGCGCUUUGAGACAGGUCUCAUUGAGCUGGAGCUAUCCAACAGGAUCCAGUGCAAGACUCAGCCCGGUGGCAGCAGCAGUUACCUAAAACUGUUUGGCAAAUGUCAAGUAGAUCUCCACCUGGCUCUUGGACAGAUAGUCAAGCACCAGGUGUAUGAAGAAGCUGGCUCAGACUUCCACCAGGUGGCGUACUUUCGAACCCGGAUCGGUCUGCGAAAUGCUCUGCAGGAGGAGAUCAGUGGCUCCUCCGACAAGGAGGCCGUCCUCAUCACUCUCAACAGGCCGAUUGUUUUUGCCCAGCCAGUAGCAUUUGACAGAGCUGUGCUCUUCUGGCUGAACUACAAGGCAGCGUAUGAUAACUGGAACGAGCAGCGCUUGGCCCUCAACAAGGACAUCCACAUGGCCACUAAAGAGGUGGUGGACAAGCUGCCAGGCAUCCAGCAGACCUCAGCCCAGGCCUUCAGCACCCUCUUCCUGCAACUGACUGUCAACGACCUGGGCAUCUGCCUACCUAUCACCACCACAUCCCAGAGAGGACAAGUACCAGUUACGGAGGGCAUCAACUCUGAAGCUGGGGCCAGCACAUCAGUAGGCCGGCCUAAUAAUGCACGAAAAGUAACCUACAAUUUAUUACAUCUCUUGUGGUGGCUUGUUGUGGGACAAGGAAAUAUUUCCCACAAUCCUACAAUUAAACACAAUCUAAACAAACUGAGAAGAUAUGUGAUUAAGGACCCAACUUCAGUAGGUAGAAGCUGCUCUUCUUAUGUAACUUUCAAUUCUCCCAGCUCCUCUAAAAUAAUGACUGGCUGUUUCCUGUGUGUCUCUGUGUUUGAUCUGUAUACAGGUGUGGUACCUGAUGGUACAUAUGAAGUAUGUUCCAGGACUAUAGGGCAACCUUCUGCUGAGAGCAGUAGUGCCGGAACCUGGAAUCUGAAUGUGCUUUGGAAAAUGUGUGGUAUCGAUGUUCACAUGGAUCCUAACAUUGGCAAGCGCCUCAAUGCGCUGGGUAACACACUGACAUCACUGACAGGCGAGGAGGACGUGGAUGACAUCGCUGACCUGAACUCUAUCAACAUGGCCGACCUAUCAGAUGAGGACGAAGCCGACUCCAUGUCACCUACCAUCCACACGGAGACUAUUGACCCCAGGAGGCAGGCUGCGAUGGGUAACCAAGUGACUGACCCUCGUAGGGGGAAAUUCACCAAAAGGGUGGUCGACAUCAGAGAGCUGAAUGAACAGGCCAAAGUCAUCGACGACCUAAAGAAAUUGGGGGCCAGUGAAGGCACCAUCAACCAGGAGAUCCAGCGCUAUCAGCAGCUGGAGUCUGUGGCCGUCAACGACAUCAGGAGAGACGUCAGAAAGAAACUGCGUCGCUCCAGCAUGAGGGCGGCCUCUCUGAAGGAUAAGUGGGGCCUUGGCUACAAGCCAAGCUACAAUCGUUCCAAAAGCAUCUCAGCGGCCGCAGGCCGUCCCCCUCUGAAAAGGAUGGACAGACAGAGUUCCAGAAUAGGGGAUGUGGAUGACCUACCAGAUAUGCGUGUGGAUGCGCCCUCUCCUGGACCCCGGGUCACCUUUAACAUCCAGGACACGUUUCCUGAGGAGACAGAGGUGGACCUGUGUUCAGUCACCAUUGAUGAGCCAUCCCACCCUCAUCAUCACCUUCAUCUUCAUUAUCUAUCCGUUAUCGAGGGCCAGCACUCAGUUUUCAGUGCCCCUGGCACCCCUGCUGUCUUCUCACCCACACUUCCCUUCCAGCACGACGACAUACGGCGUGAUGACUUGUCCUCUUCCUCCUCCGAAGACUCCGAAAAGGAGGACGAAUUUGAGCGGGAGAGAGUGUCGAGCUAUCGAAGGCCUUUCCAAGCAUCUCACAGAAAGCCCUCAGGGUUUUCUGCGGUGAGUCAACUGUUCAGCGAGCGCUGGCCGAGCACACCUGCCAACCGCAGCUUUAGUGGCCCAGCAACUGAAAGAAACAUUGACUUUGAGCUGGACGUCCGUGUGGAGAUCGACAGCGGGAAGUGUGUCCUUCACCCCACUACUCAGCAACCAGAGCAUGAGGACAAUCCCCUCAGGAGGAGCUGCGAGCGCAGCCUCCGGAGUCUUGACCAGGAGUCUCCCCCCAAGAAGAAGAAGCUGCAGACCACCUACACCUCCACCACACAUCUCCUUGCUGGCAAGAAAUGCCCCUCCUCCCUGCAGACCAAAUCCAAUGACAUGGAGACCACAGUCUUUUACAUCCCAGGAGUAGACGUCAAGUUGCAUUACAACUCCAAGACACUGAAGACUGAGUCACCCAAUGCCUCGCGUGGAUCCUCUCUCCCUCGCACUCUCUCCAAAGAAUCAAAGCUGUAUGGUAUGAAAGAUAGCGACCCUCCCAACCUACCCAAUGCAGUCCAAAGCAAGACUAGCUCGCUCCUUCCUCCCCCGCCCCCACCUAUUCCAUCAGCCAAAGGUAAGGGCAGUGGCGGGGUAAAGAUGGCUAAGCUGUACGCCUGGGUGGCCCUCCAGACUCUGCCAGAAGAAAUGGUCAUCAGCCCCUGUCUACUGGACUUCCUGGAAAAAGCAUUGGAGACCAUUCCUAUAACUCCAGUGGAAAGAAGUUAUGCAGCUGUGGCUACCCAGGAGGAGGACAUGGCCCAGUUUGAUACAGUGGAGCAGUUGGAGGAAUCCACCACCUCUCUGGUUUCCUCUUCCACAUCGGCCUACUCCUCCUUCCCUGUGGAUGUGGUUGUCUACGUCAGAGUUCAGCCGUCUCAGAUUCGCUUCAGCUGCCUGCCGAUGUCCAGGGUGGAGUGUAUGCUCAAACUGCCCUCUUUAGACCUGGUCUUCUCUUCUAACCGUGGAGAGCUGGAGACCCCGACAGGAACCAACCCCACUGACGGACCUCACCCCACCUCCUCCACUCCACCAGGGCAACAUAUCCCCAAACCACCUCCCAGCAAAGCGUCUCCGUUGCUGGGGAGCCCUCUGGGCAGGAGUCGCCACAGCAGCAGCCAGUCGGACCUCACCGGCCCCCCCAUUAACUCCUCAGGUCUCAGCUUCACUGCCUGCAUGUCAGACUUUUCCCUCUAUGUCUUCCACCCCUACGGCGCCGGGAAGCAGAAAUCUACUGUUACAGGCCUGGCUCCGGGCCCAGGGCCAUUAGGUACAGUGGACGAGGAGCCUUCUUCAGUAACAGGAAGAAAAGAUUCUCUGAGUAUUAACCUGGAGUUUGUGAAGGUCAGCUUAUCCAGGAUGAGGCGCACUGGAGGGCCCACCUUCAUUGAAAGCUUCAUUCCUGCCAAAGGUGGCAAAAUGGACACAACCCUCAUCAACAUCUCAGCUGUGUGUGACAUUGGCUCGGCUUCCUUCAAGUACGAUAUGAGGCGACUGAGUGAGAUCCUGGCCUUCCCGAGAGCAUGGUACCGCCGAAGUAUUGCAAGGCGUCUCUUCCUGGGAGACCAGACUAUCAACCUGCCAGCUUCUGGCCCCGCCACCCCGGACUCGGUCGAAAAUGUCACCCAGCAUCUGUCCCCCGAGUCCAGCCGGAAAGCCUACUGGAGGACUUGGGACGGCAGCACCGGCACACAGCACAUGCCCCAAUCCCCUAACGUCUUUUCAGAGCACUCCACUGGAAGCAACAUGUCCCCGGGCGGCCUGGGCCACCUCAAGUCCCCUGCACCUGGACGCACCAGGAGCGUGUCUGAUUCCUCUGCUCCUCGGAGAGACUCUGUGACCAAAACAUCCACCCCUUCCUUCAGUAAGAAUGGUAAAGCAGCAGGUCAGCAGGGGGCGCCAUGGGAGACGUUGGUGGUGUUCGCCAUCAACUUGAAACAGCUCACCGUCCAAAUGAACAUGAGCAACGUCAUGGGAAACAAUACCUGGACGACCAGCGGGCUGAAGAGUCAGGGCCGACUGUCUGUAGGCAGCAACCGGGACCGGGAGAUCAGCAUGUCUGUCGGCCUCGGACGCUCCAAGCUCGACUCCAAAGGCGGGGUGGUGGGUGGCAAUAUAGACGUGAACACCCUGGAGAUGGUCUCCCACAUCUCGGAACACCCCAACCAGCAGCCCAGCCAUAAGAUCCAGAUCACCAUGGGGUCGACAGAGGCGCGUGUGGACUACAUGGGCUCCAGCAUCCUGAUGGGAGUUUUCAGCAAUGCUGACCUGCAGCUGCAGGACGAAUGGAAAGUCAACCUGUGCACCGUCGACGCCAACCUGUCAGAGAAAAGUGAAAUCUUUGUCCAUGGAGACUUGCAGUGGGACAUUUUCCAGGUGAUCAUUUCACGCUCCACCACACCAGACCUCAUCAAGAUUGGCAUGAAGCUGCAGGAGUUUUUCACUCAGCAGUUUGACACUAGCAAGCGAGCCCUCUCCACCUGGGGGCCUGGUCCCUACCUGCCCCCCAAAACCCCCGUCAUCAACGCUGAGAAAGGAUCUGCAGAGCUUUACAUGGAUGCGGCCCAUCACCGCCACUGGCCCGGGGUGCUGAAGGUAAUCGCUGGCUGCCACAUCUCCCUCUUCCAGAUGCCUCUGCCUGAGGACGCCGUUCAGCUCGGCGGUUCAAUGAGCCUCCAUGGCAAUCACAUGACGCUGGCGUGCUUCCACGGGCCCAACUUCCGCUCCAAGUCGUGGGCUCUAUUCCACCUGGAAGAACCCAACAUCGCCUUCUGGACUGAGGCACAGAAGAUCUGGGAGGAUGGCUCCAAAGAUGAUUCGACCUACAUUGUUCAGACACUGGAUUUCCAUCUUGGUCAUAACACUAUGGUGACCAAACCCUGUGGUGCACUCGAAAGUCCAAUGGCCACCAUAACCAAAAUAACCCGCCGGCGGCAUGAAAACCCCCCGCAUGGAGUCGCAACAGUCAAAGAAUGGUUCAACUAUGUCACUGCCAUGAGGAACGAAGAGUUGAACUUGCUCAGGAAUGUGGAAGCCAACAACCAAGAGAGCGGAGCGGCUGCCAAAAGCUCGAGUCUGCUGAGCAGCUUCCGCAGCUCCUCCAGCUACAACCAUGAAACAGAGACCAUCUUUGCUCUUCCCAGAAUGCAACUGGACUUUAAGUCCAUCCACGUACAAGAUCCUGAUGAACCUACUCUAACAGAAGCCAACAGCAAGCCCAAAGUGGAGUGCAGCGUUGUGACAGAAUUCACAGACCACAUCUGUGUCACCAUGGACGCCGAGCUCAUCAUGUUUCUUCAUGACCUGGUGUCUGCCUACCUGAAAGAGAAGGAGAAAGCCCUUUUUGCCCCGCGGAUGUUCGCGGCUCGGCCAGGCCAGAAGAGCCCCACAGCCCUGCACGAUGAAGGCUCCACAGACAAGGACAAAGAUGACAGCAUCAACUACACCACGGUGGACUGGAGGGAGUUCAUGUGCAACACCUGGCACUUGGAGCCGACUCUCAGGCUUAUCUCCUGGACAGGACGUAAGAUUGACCCAGUGGGUGUGGACUACAUCUUGCAAAAACUGGGCUUCCACCAUGCCCGGACAACGAUUCCCAAGUGGCUGCAGAGGGGCGUGAUGGACCCAUUGGACAAGGUGCUGUCAGUGCUUAUCAAGAAGCUGGGCACCGCUCUGCAGGACGAGAAGGACAAGAAAGGCAGAGACAAAGAGGAACACUGAGAAACACUCGUACCACUGUAAUGAAAGCUGUGCAUACCUUCCUGCAGGACACAAACACUGGAUUACUGUAUUACAACGGCCACUACUGUACAACACAUUUGUCCAAUGUACCCGUUUUACCUGCUACAGCCUGUGAAUUUCAGCAUGGUUGUUUACUGUGGUUCAUGCCACUUGCAGCUCUGACUGAAGCGUUUUGCACCAAUGUUGUUUUCUGUAUAUUUUGAUCAAAGUAGCAAUUUUUAGAAGUAUUUGACUGCUUUAAUCGUAAAAAAAAAAAAAUUGCCUCUUUUACCUGUUGUAAAUGACCUUACUGAAAUCGCUUGAAAGUUUAUUUUAAGACUUACCAAUAUUUCAUGAGAAAUGAUUUCUUAUACCAUUGCCUUUUCUUUGUUUCCCAUGGAACACAUGGUAGAUAUGCUUUAUGUAUUUUAUAGUGUAGCUUUAAGAUAUUUAAGAACAUUUCAGUGACAGUGUUGUUGAUUUUUUUUUUUUUUUUUUUGAUGUGAACAAAUAAAUACUGGGAGGUUACGGCACAUCAUCCACUCAGUUAUGAGGAUAACAUGAACUUGUAAUUUUAAUUUGAACCAAGAUCACUAUUUAUGGGUACAAGGAAUGCAAAGUCUAUAACAUGUAUUAGCUUGGUGUGUCAAGCUUAUUUUUAUUUUAGUUUUUUUAAAUCCAUACUGCAGAACCAGUGUAUAUAAUACAAUUUCUUAAACAUGUUGAUUUCCUAACUUAAUAAAAAUAUUGCCAUUCAAUUUUA
Messenger RNA from Etheostoma cragini (Arkansas darter), 16204 nucleotides. RefSeq names its product KIAA1109 ortholog. Gene Ontology annotation, biological process: synaptic vesicle endocytosis. Lineage: Eukaryota; Metazoa; Chordata; Actinopteri; Perciformes; Percidae. The record is from RefSeq and is a predicted model, not a curated record. The transcript is spliced from 88 exons. Bases 187 to 15441 code for a protein of 5084 amino acids.